UAUAAAUAUUUCAACACUACGUCUCUUUAACGACAUUCUAUACGAAAGUAAUUACAUACUUCACUUGUAAAUUAAGAAAUUUAAUUAACCACAAAACCAUACUGUGAAAACCGGCGACUAUAAAUAUUUGCACAUAAAAAAACAACAAAAAAUAAAUUAUUCACAACAAAAAAACCUAGAUGCAAAGUGCGCUGAGAUAAGUUCGUUGAGUCAUAGAUUAUAUAUGCGAAAUACGUUUCAACUCAACAGCGUCUCUUCGAAUAGCUUCAUUAGCUAUGCUAGUUUGCUCAUUAUUUUAGAUUUCGAAUGUUAUUGCCAAGCGGAUAAUUUACUACUUGUGCUAUAUAAUACAAUAAAUAGUAAUAAAAAUCUGAAGUAUGUUACAAAGAUAAUUCUUACACACACAUAUCUUCCCUUCAAAAAUGAUAACUUAAAAUUCCAGAAAAAGAUAGGACGUAAAAAAUUAAACUUUCAAUUAAAUCGGGAGAAGGAGAUGAAAUCGCUUCGGCCACGCUUUAAUUCUGAUGAAGGGCAUGCUAGGAGAGAUAUUUCCAAAAUGAUGUUUUUUAAAGACUACAAAACUGUGGAAAACAAAGCUGAGAGCAAGGUCAAAGCAACUCGUAUCGUUCCAGAGUUUAUAGCACCUAAAUAUGAAAGAACUAAAGUGGCAGACAAAUACUUAACCCAAGAAAAUAUAAAUUUUACUUUAAUCGAUAAUUCCAUUUUAGUGGAGUUCAGAAAAUUAGGUCAUUUAGAAGGAACAACCGCAUUUGAAAGUUUUUUGACUCAAUUGCAUAAUUUAGGAGUCCGUGUUUCUGUGCAACAGAUGACAGCUAAUAUACUGGAUAAACGUGAUAAAUGGUUUAUCUAUAGUGAAAUUGGACACUUUGAAACUACUUCCACUAUGGGUUGUUAUAUCUUCAAUAUAAAUCCAGCACUGGCAAUUGUCUUCAAUCACAUUAGCUUUAAUAAUCUCACGAUGAGAGAUGCUAGCAUAAAUGAUAUUGAGAGACUGAAAAACACAUACAUUAAAAAAAAAAUUCCCCUAUUAAUUUUAAAAGACGGUAGCGCCGAGGAGGUAAAACGCACAAUGAAUGCUGUCGAGAAGCUAGAAUUUAAAAAUUUAAAACAAUUAUAUGUAACGGUUAUGUCACAUGGAGAUGAAGGUGAUAUUAUUUACACCAAAACUGAUACUUAUAAUAUUAAAGAAACGGUCCUUAAUCCCUUACUCGCUAAUGAAAGUUUAAAGGAUGUGCAAAAAAUUGUACUGGUAAAUGCCUGUCGCGGUGAUAUUGAUCCACGUUAUGAAGAUGAUGAUUUAGAAUAUGAAGAAACUAACACAGAUGAAAUAGAUGAAAAUCUGGUCACAUUUUAUAGCACACAAAAAGGUUAUGUUUCUCUGUUACCAGCGGAUGGUGCAGUUUUCAUUAAAGAAUUUUGUGAACAUUUCGAUAUACCAUUCAAGGAAUCAUCAAUGGAAGAGAUCGCUGAACGUAUGGAAACAGUUUUACGAAAGAAAAUGGAUUUCUGCGAGAAAGUUACAGACUAUUGUGCAAAACCAGGUGUUCUACAUAAUAUUAAAAUGGAAUUCAAAAAUUUGAAGGGUUACAAAGGCCUUCAUAAAAGAAUUAGUCAAGUUAUAGACAAUGUUUCUUCUAAAAGUGAUGAUACUGUACCCGCAGAAGAUACAAGGUUGAUUAGAUGUCAGCAUUCUGACUGAUUACUUAUUUAUAAAUUAGUUUUUUUUA
Teleopsis dalmanni is the source of this 1748-nucleotide messenger RNA. RefSeq lists its product as uncharacterized. Gene Ontology annotation, molecular function: cysteine-type endopeptidase activity. The record is from RefSeq and is a predicted model, not a curated record. The coding region runs from base 224 to 1720 and encodes 498 amino acids. The transcript is spliced from 8 exons. Gene Ontology annotation, biological process: proteolysis. Lineage: Eukaryota; Metazoa; Arthropoda; Insecta; Diptera; Diopsidae.